AUGAGUGAAUUUGAGUCUGACGUGCCAAACAUCCCGGACCAUACUUUGUCCGAGAAGGAAUUUGUGUUGCAGCAUUCGAAGGACAUCGAUAAACUGCAGUUGGCUGAGGAAAUUCUCGCCACCAUCAAGACAAACAACUUGGCGCCAUACUACAAGUACUUGACCACUGAAUUGCCGCAAUAUUUUGCCUUUGAUGCCGACUUGUACAAGUCGAUGAACGAUGUGACAGAGGCUAAGAUUUCAGAGUUGAAGAAAGUCGUCCAGGAGGCCGAAAGCGAGGAGGAAACUGAGGUGGAUGUGGUGACAAGCACCAUCAAGCUUGCCGAGUACUACACUGAAAUCAUCGACCGCCACAAUGCUAUAGAAACGUAUAACAAAGUGUUGCAGUUGUCUCCGAGUACAGGAACUAAGAUUGACGUGUUGUUGACAUUGGCAAGACUUGAUUUCUUCUUCAGAGAUUAUCCAGGAGUUUCCAAACAUUUGUCGGAGGUGGAGUCGUUGAUUGAGAAGGGGGGCGACUGGGAGCGCCGGAAUCGCUAUAAGACUUACCAGGGAGUGUACUACUUGGCCACGCGGAACUUCAGCGAGGCUGCCAAGUUGUUGAUUGACUCGUUGGCCACAUUCACUUCCACUGAGUUGUGUAGCUACGAACAAGUGGCACAGUACUCCAUCAUUGCUGGUGUGCUCACAUUGGGGCGUGUUGACUUGAAGUCUAAGAUUGUUGACUCGCCUGAAAUCUUGUCGAUCUACUCGCAGGCUAAGGACUUGGAGCCCUUGGUGAGCUUGACCAACUCGCUCUACACAUGCCAGUACAACUACUUUUUCCAAUACUUGUUGCAGACCCACGACCAGUUGUUGUUGACCAACAAGUACCUUCGCGUGCACAGCAACUACUUCUUGCGGGAGAUGAGAUGCAAGGCGUAUGCUCAGUUGUUGGAGAGUUACAAGUCUUUGUCGUUGAAGUCGAUGGCCCGCAACUUCAGCGUGACCGAAGAGUUCUUGGACGAGGACUUGUGCAACUUCAUUCCCAACAACAAGUUGAACUGCACAAUUGACAAGGUAAAUGGCAUCAUUGAGACCAAUAGACCAGAUAACAAGAACAGCCAAUACCAUCAGUUGGUGAAGCAGGGAGAUGCGUUAUUGACGAAGUUGCAAAAGUACGGAGCGGCUGUGAAGCUCAGUGGAGCCGAGAGGGUAGCUUAA
Molecule: messenger RNA, 1203 nt
Organism: Sungouiella intermedia
Lineage: Eukaryota; Fungi; Ascomycota; Pichiomycetes; Serinales; Metschnikowiaceae
Source: the annotation of a GenBank genome assembly